AUGGACCGCGGGCCAGGGGUCCCGCCUCCUCCACGGCACCAGCUCGUCGGCGGUUCUCGGGGCUCCAGCUCCGGGAGUCUCGGCGCGCACAUCCCCGGCGCCGAUGGAUCGUCGGAGGACCUCCACGCCCUGGGCAAGCGCGAGAAGGUCAAGGACAAGGUGAAGAGGUACAUCGCCAAGCUGAGCUUCGUGGAGAUGAGCGUGAUGAAGGCGACGACCAAGAUCGACGGUCCACCGAAGGAAAAACACACGAGGAGGCUGGUGCUGGAGUCCUGGAGCCACCCGGACACCGCGCCAGCGGAGAUGGUGCACGCGCUGUCCAGGAUCAACAUGCUGAACAGCCCGGUGGUGACGCUCAAGGCGCUAUCCACGGUGCACGAGCUGAUGCAGCGUGGCUCGCCCGCGGUGCUCCCGGCGGUGGGCGGGUGGCUCGAUCAUCUAUCGCUGGUGCAGAGCCACUGGGAUAGGAACGGUAACAACGCGGACUACGGCCUGAGCGAGGUGUGCUCGCCCCUCGUCGUGGCGUACGCAAGGCUGCUCGCGGCCAAGGCGCGAUUCCACUCCGAGCACCGGGCGUUCGAGAACAACUACAGCUUUGACGAGGAGGCGGAGGGGAGGGGCGGGGGCGGCAUCAGGGGUGGCGGACCGCAUCCGAUCAGCGCGCCGGCCCUGCGCGGCAUGCUGUCGGUGGGGAGGACGUGCAGGGAGGCUCUGGAGCACUGCUCCAAGAUCCUGCCCGCGAACCCGCCGCUCAUAACCAUCCAGUGGCAGCGGCUGGUGGCGCACGUCGGCAAGCUGAUGGCGGUGGAGUCGCACCUACUGCACGGCGCGGCGGUGUACGUGGCGGCGAUGUUGGCGUCGAGCGGGGCGGGCGGGUUGGGGACGAGCGGGCUCUCCGUCGAGGACGCCGCGGCGCUCGAGGGCGAGCACUCGGCGCUGCGGGGCGCGUUCGAGAGGGCCAGGGCGAGACCGGCGAUCGUGUCGGCGUUCGUGGAGGAGGGCGGCGACCCGGCGCUUCCGUCGGGGUGGUCGGGGGAGGACGGCACCGGGGGACGGGGCGGGUUCAGGUUCCUGGAGCUGCCGGCUACGCUGCCAAGCUUCGACACGGAGGAGGGCAGGGCGGCUAUGUCGUCGAUGAUCGCGUCGUCGUUUGGCCCACCGUCGAGCCACCUGCCGCCGCUGCCGCACGAGGAGGAGGACGACGACGACUACACGUGCAGUCCCUUCGACGACUACCCGUCGGACGACGACGUGGGCGGAGAAUCCCCGGCGCCGCCGCUCAAGAUUGUGGACGUGCCCGACCUGAUCGACCUCGGCGACUUUGACGACGUCGCGCAGCCGGGUUUAGGGCCGCCUGCUGCGCACUUCGUCCAGGAGUGGCCAUCGCCGACGCGCCUCGCGCCGGCGCCGCCUCGCCCGCCGUUGUUCGCGGGGUACGGCGGCGUGUCGAACACGCCCGCCGCGCCCGCGCCGCACGGAGCGUCGUUGACGCCGGUGUCGAUCAGCGGGAAGGGACCGGCGCGGGGCGCGUGGAAGGAGCAUUCGAGGAACAACAGCGGCGAUAAGGUGUUGGAUAUCAACGCAUCCCUCGCCGCGUUCGAGCUCACCGCGACCAGGCCCCAGGAGAGCCCAAAGAUGAAGCUGAACGUGAGGGAGCCGUCGGUAUUCGCCGACAUCGCGCCCGCGGGGAUCAACAGCACGCGACCGGCGCCCCCGCCACCGGUGUCAAUGAACGCGCAGCGGGUGGCCAGGCCCCUGGUGAACCAGUUUGCCCCGUCGCCGCAGCCGCAGCCGUCGCCGCAGCCGCAGCAGCAGCAGCAGCAGCCGCCACAUGUGAUGCAUCAGCCCGCGAUGACGGUACCGCAGGCGCCCUGGCCGGUUCCGAUGCAGGCGCCUCAACAGCCGAAGGCGAAUCCCCAGCCCGCGCUGCAAAAGUGGAACAGUCCACCCCGUGAUUGGGUCCAGUGGGACGACGCCAUCGCGGAUGCUCCGUCCGUUCAGACGCCCGCGGACACCCCGAUCGUACACCCGCUGAACGAUGCGUUGGUCCAGCCCGACGUGGCAGGGCUCCUCGGGGAUCUCACGCAGGGUUCGUUCGACGAGAUUCCCAUCGCCGCGAUCAGGUUUGGCAAGCGCGUCGGCACGGGCGCGUUUGGAGAGGUUCUCAAGGCGACCUACCAGGGCACCGACGUCGCAGUGAAGCGUUUGCGGCUGGAUCCCAACCAGCCUCAAGCGGCAGACGACUUCAGGCGCGAGCUCAGGGUGCUGUGCGGCCUGAGGCAUCGUCACGUGGUGCAGUUUCUCGGCGCGUGCACCACGGGUCCGGAUCUGUGUCUCGUGAUGGACUUUUGCGGCGUCGGCUCGCUGUACGGGGUGCUUCACAACCGGCGUCAGAGCAUCACCGCGGCGCACGUGAUGCGUUGGAUGGCGGAUACCGCCAGGGGUAUGGUGUACCUGCACUCCAGAAACAUCAUACACCGAGACAUCAAGUCCGGGAACCUCCUGCUGGACGACAGCGGGGUUAUCAAGGUUGCCGACUUUGGCCUCGCGAGGGCGCACGGCCCGACUUCGAACCUGCUCACGCUGGUGGGCACGUACCCGUACAUGGCCCCGGAGUUGUUGGACUCGCAGCCGUAUAACAGCUCAGUGGACGUGUACUCCUUCGGGGUUGUGAUGUGGGAGUGUCUGACAAGGGACGAACCCUUCAGGGGGUUCAGCCCGAUGCAGAUCGUGGCGACGUUGUUGCGGGGGGAGAGGCCCAAGCUGCCGGCGCAGCCCGCGCUGCCGGCCAGCUACGUGUCGCUGCUGACGCAGUGCUGGGCAACUGAGCCGGAGCGUCGACCGACGUUUGAGGUGGCGCUGGAGCGUCUGCUUGAGAUUGCUCACGCGAUGAAGGCGGCGGAGAGCAGGGGCUGA
Messenger RNA from Micromonas commoda, 2916 nucleotides. RefSeq lists its product with no specific name. Gene Ontology annotation, biological process: protein phosphorylation. The record is from RefSeq and is a predicted model, not a curated record. NCBI's taxonomy places the organism in Eukaryota, Viridiplantae, Chlorophyta, Mamiellophyceae, Mamiellales, Mamiellaceae. Bases 1 to 2916 code for a protein of 971 amino acids. Gene Ontology annotation, molecular function: ATP binding; protein kinase activity; phospholipid binding. The transcript has a single exon.